This is a messenger RNA of Myotis daubentonii (Daubenton's bat), 1926 nucleotides long. RefSeq names its product zinc finger protein 277 (gene ZNF277). Lineage: Eukaryota; Metazoa; Chordata; Mammalia; Chiroptera; Vespertilionidae. The record is from RefSeq and is a predicted model, not a curated record.
CCUCGGCCCUCCCUGUCCCAGUCGGCGGCGUAAUGGCGGCUCCCAGGGCCCCGGGGGCUGUGCUCGGAGGCGGGGAAGACGGUGACGGCGGUCGCGGCGGAGCCGGGGCUGUCAGUAACGAGGCGCUAUUCACAGUAGCCAAGACGGGAAGUCUGUGCCCAUGACCAAUGAGCAGAGAAAGAGGAGGAGGCCUAGCUCCCCAAACAACUUCCAGACAAGCCCCCAUCAUUUGCGGAGGAGUGACUAUGGUCGGGACUGCAUCCUGGAGCCGCUGUCCCUGCCUGAGGGCGCGGGGUGCAGCAGCACCCCCGAAGGCUCGCCCUCUGUGCCCUGUAUCUUCUGUGAAGAACACUUCCCCACAGCUCAGCAGGACCCCCUUCUGAAGCACAUGAUUAUCGAGCACAAGCUCGUCAUAGCCGAUGUCAGGCUGGUCGCUGACUUCCAAAGGUACAUCCUGUACUGGAGGAGGAGGUUCAGGGAGCAGCCCAUCACCGACUUCUGCAGCGUGAUCCGAAUCAACUCCACCGCUCCACUGGAAGAGCAGGACAGCUACUUCCUGCUGUGUGACGUGCUGCCGGAGGACCGGGUGCUGAGGGAGGAGCUGCAGGCGCAGAGACUGAAAGGAAUUCUGGAGCAGCAGCAGCGGGAGCGAAAUGACAACAACUUCCAUGGCAUCUGCAUGUUUUGCGAUGAGGAAUUCCUUGGGAACAGCUUUCUUCCUAGAUCUGUGCUAUUGAACCACAUGGCCAGAGAGCAUGCCUUCAACAUCGGGCUGCCGGACAACAUCGUGAACUGUGGUGAAUUCCUGUGCACGUUGCAGAGAAAGCUGGACAACCUGCAGUGCCUGUACUGCGAGAGGACCUUCAGGGACAGGAGCCUGCUCAAGGACCACAUGCGGAAGAAGCAGCACCGCAGGAUCAACCCCCGCCACCGGGAGUACGACCGGUUCUACGUCAUCAACUACUUGGAACUGGGAAAAUCCUGGGAAGAGGUUCAGUCGGAAGACGACCGGGAGCUGCUGGAGCAGCAGGAAGAGGACUGGUCGGACUGGGAGGAGUGCCCCGUCUCCGCCGUGUGUCUGUUCUGUGAAAAGCAAGCGGAAACGACGGAGCAGCUGUGCGCCCACAUGGAGGAGGCGCACGGAUUUGACCUCCUCAGAACAAAGGCAGAGCUCGGACUGAAUUUCUAUGAGCAAGUGAAGCUGGUCAACUUCAUCCGACGGCAGGUUCACCAAGGCCGAUGCUACGGCUGCUGCACCAGGUUUCCAUCCAGGGCCGACCUGGGGGCCCACCUGGCGGAGGCCAAGCACGCGGCCCUGCUCCCCGACAGGAGGACCUGGGACCAGCCCGAGUACUACUUCCCCACCUACGAGAACGACGGCCUGCUGUGCACGCUGUCCGACAGCGAGGGCGACCUGUCGGCCCCGGGCCAGAGCAGGGGCGUCACCGUCAUCAGUGAGGACACGUCCCAGCUCCAGGCGCUGAGGCAGAGCAGCGUCCUGAACCAGCUGCUGCCACGGGGCUGGGAGGGCUGACACGAGCCGGGAGUGUGAACCGGAGCCCCAGCCGGGGAUGCGUCCUGGCCAAAAUAAACUGAAAAAUGAUCUUUUACUCUAAAGUUUUACUAUGUAACCAGCGCACCUGGUCUCAUUUCAUUAGACCAAUUGUCUGUGAUAGGAAUGCACAUCACAAAGAAAUAAAAUGUUCGCCUGGCCGUAUGGCUCAGUGGUUGGGCCUCGACCUGUGAACCGGUCAUGGUUCAAUUCUCGCUCAGGGCGCAUGCCUGGCUUGUGGGCCGGCGGGAUUGCACCCCAGUAGGGGGUGUGCAGGAGGCAGCCAAUCAGUGAUUCUCAUCAUGGAUGUUUCUGUCUCUCCCUCUCCCUUCCUCUCUGAAAUCAAUAAAAAUAUAUUUUAAAAAUAAAUGAAA